AUGCUCCUUCAAACCUUCUUAUUCUUUGUCCUCCUUGAGCUCGGUCUUGCCACGGCCCCAAGACCCCGACAACGAUACAGGUAUGGUGAUGCUGGCUGGCCAGAUGAUAGAACAUGGCAGGCCUUCAACGAGUCCAUCUCUGGUCGCCUCGUGCGAACGUUCCCCUCAGCAGCUGUCUGCCACCAAGACCAAUAUGAUGCAGACAGAUGUGCUGAAGCUAGGGCCGAUUGGUCCAACAGUUUCUGGAGAACCAACCAGUCUGGUGCUUACACGGCAAUGGCAUGGGAACUUGGAGACCAACAGUGCUUCACCAAUGGCUCUGACACAGAUCCAUGUGAACAAGGUCUAGUUCCAUACUUCUCGGUCGCUGCUGAGUCGGUCGAAGAUAUCCAAGCGGCCGUCAAGUUUGCAAGUAAGAAAGAUUUGUAUCUCGCGGUCAAAAACACAGGUCAUGAUCACCUCGGCCGGUCUAGUGGUCAAGGGUCGUUCUCUAUAUGGACACACAACCUGAAGGGACGAGAAUGGACAAACGCCUUUACUGCUCAGGGUGCACCCCCAGGGACAGAGGGGGUCCCCGCAGUUACAUUGCAAGCAGGAGAGCAGUGGCUUGAUGUCUAUGAAGCUGCUGCGAAACAAGGUGUUAUCGUGGUUGGAGGCCAUGCACGAACUGUUGGCGCUGCAGGAGGCUGGCUCACAGGAGGUGGGCACUCCGCCUGGUCGAACCUCUACGGCCUCGGUGUUGAUAAUCUCCUCCAGGCCACGCUCGUCAAUUCAUGCGGUGACCACGUUACCAUCAAUCAAUACACCGAUCCCGAUCAUUUCUGGGCACUUCGAGGUGGAGGAGGGAGUGCAUGGGGGGUGAUCACUUCUGUUACUUACAAGACACAUCCUGAGCCAGCGAAUGGGAUCCAAGUGGCUGUUGUUCAGAUCAACGCCACCAAUCAAGGAAGUCUGAGACCCGUACUCGAAAAGGCUCUAGGGGCGAUCGUCAACGUGACCGACGCUGGCUACACUGGAUAUGGAUUUCUCCUUGGAGGUAUCUCUGCAAUUUUGAUUCGACCUGGUGGUACAGAAGAAGACCUUGAAAAAUGCUUCGCUUCGUUUUCUGAAGUGGCGCAAAUCGAAGGCGCCAGUCCAGUGUUUUUCAACAUAACCUAUCCCCGAUGGACCGAUUAUACCGUGGACUUUCUGUCGGAUCCAAAUGUAGCGCAUAACGUCAUGGACGCAUCCAGGCUUUUGACACCAAGCAUGGCAUUCGACAAGGCCAAUGAAAUUGUUGAUUUAAUUUUGGAAGUAGGCGAAGAGCAUGCUCCCUUUUUCAACUUCAUUGGACACGUCAACUCGGACCAGCGCGAAGCCACCUCUGUACAUCCAGUCUGGCGCGAGGGCAGGGGCGUCCUCAGCUUCGGUACCGACUGGGAAGACACGGCCUCAGAGGAUGAAAAGAAGUCCAAGAGAGAUUGGCUUGUGAAGAUCAGCCAGCGCUGGGAUGAGAUUGCUGGGGCAACUGGGGGCACGUAUAUGAACGAGGCCAAUCCGUAUGAGCCCAAUUGGGAGAAUGCCUUUUGGGGAUCCAACUAUGACCGUCUUUUGCAGAUCAAGCGAAAACUCGACCCUACAAACCUAUGGGGGUUGUACCCAGCGCCCGAUGAAGCGUCUACAGAUGUCGAUCAACACCGCGAUCGUGAUCGGCAGGCUGGAAGUGCAGUUAACAAACGAAGCCCCCGAUUCGGCCACCGAUUCGGCCACCAGCAACCCACGAGAAAUCAUCCUCCUUCAGACUCUUUACACACCUCGCGAUUUCGCAGCACCCGAGAGAACCCACGUGUGGACACAGAUGACGAACCAUUGCCCGCGUCUAGGGAGAGAUUUGCACCUGUUCAAAAACAACAUGAAUCAGCGCCCCAAUCAGCUGGACAUGCGCAGUGGUCACUUAUUGAUGCUGAUGACGAUAUCUACGAAUUGACAGAAAUACCCCAUCUUUCCAAUGUGACAAUUUUGCCCGGAGACACCGCCGCAAAUGAACAACUAAGUGAUGUCCAACACCCAACAUCUGAUCGCGAUCACUAUUUUCGUGGACCAGCCUCUGAUAUCGAUUUCACAACUCCAUCACCAGUCCAGACUCCCAUCCUCAAUCCCGCAUCUGAUGUCGAUUUCACAACUCCAUCACCAAUCCAGACUCCCAUUCUUAAUCCCGCAUUUGACGUUGCUUUCACAACUCCAUCACCGAUCCAGUCUCCCAUUCUUAAUCCCGCGGGCUGCUUAGGCAAACGCACUGCAUCUUCCAAUGAACUCGUGGCAAACAAACGAAGACUGCGUGUAACGCAACAAGCCCAGAAAAUUCUCUCAAGCCCAUUGACUGAUAAUCUGGAUGCCAAACCUUAUUCGCUCAUGUCAGCAAGGCAUGAUGAUUUCUUGGAUUAUGGGACUCGAGCGAGACAGUCUAGUAUUGCCCCAUUCCUGUCAACUCGCAUUAGCGGUCGACCAGAUUCGGCAACUACAAUGCCUGACAAGGAGCAAUCUCAGGAUACACAAACGAGCAAAAAUACCCGAGACGAUUCUGGGAUCCUCAAUUUUGAUUUGGAUAUGCCAUACAACUUUCUCGGAACUUCUCAAGAAAGUAUUGACCCCGGGCUUAUUACUACUAGCCCUACUCUUGAAGAACAAGAGGCUAGCGCGCAGAAGAGCCGAAUGUUAAGAGAGAAGGCAUUGGGACGUGCAUCCAACUUGAAUGUAGCAAUGUCUACGUAUGACUCCAUAACUCCGGAAUCCCAUCCCGAUCAACCUCCUUCAGACGCUCAUGAAUCAACAACGCAAGCGAGCUCUCCUGGCAUAGGCGGAGAUACUCGCCAUGUCGAGGAGGAAGGGCACAGUGAAAACCAGGUGGACCGUCACCUACAGGAAAGCGAUGCCACACAUAACGACGAAACACCAGUGAACGACAUUCGUCAACCACAGAAAAGCAAUGCCCCAGAUAACGAAACGCUAUUAAAUGACAUUCGUCACUCACAAGAAAGCCAUCCCACAAACAAUGAUGCGCCUCUGAACGAGAUGCGUCGCCCCCGCCCUCGUCCACACGGGAGUCAUGCUACAAACCUUGAAAAACAUUUGAACGAUAUUCAGCGCUCACAUGAGAGCAAUGCUUCAGACCGUGGAACACACCUGAAGGAUAUUCGUCGCCCACGCGAGAGCCAUGCUACAAACCUUGAAAAACAUCUCAACGAUAUUCAGCGCUUACAUGAAAGCAAUGCUGUGGCCCGUGGAACUCAUUUGAAAGACAUUCGUCGUUCGCAUGAGAGCAAUUCCACAAACCUUGAAAGGCCACUGAACGACAUUCAGCCCGCACACAAGAGCAAUAACGCUGCAGCCCGUGAAACAUAUCUGAAGGAUAUUCGUCGCCCACACGAGAGUCAUGCCACAAACGGUGAAAGGCCUCUGAACGAUAUUCAGCGCGCACACGAGAGCAACAACGCUGCAGAUCCUCAAACACAUCUAAACAACGAAACACAUCUGAAUGACAUUCAUUGCCCACAAGGAAGCCAUCCUAAAAAUCAUGAUGCGCCAAUGAACGACAUUCGUCGCCCUCCCCCACCUGAAAGUCAUGCUACAAACCAUGACAUUCGUCGUCCUCGCCCACCUGAGCGUCAUGCCACAAACCAUGGGCCGUCUCUAAAGGACAUUCUGCAGCCUCGCCCACACAAAGGCCAUGCCUUAGAUCAUCCCGCGCCUCUAAACGAUCGCGCUCACGAAAGUCAUGCCACAAACCAUGACAUCCGUCGCCCACAAGGAAGCCAUCCCAACAAUCGUGAUGCGCCAGUGAACGACGUUCGUCGCUCAGAAAGUCAUGCUACAAAUAAUGACGCCCCUUUGAACAACAAUCAGCAACAUCAUCGUAUGAGCAAUACCGUAGAUCAUGGAACACACCUGAACAACAUUCGUCGCCCACAUCAAAGCGAUGUCACAGAGCGUGAAAGGCCUCUGAAUGACAUUCAUUCUACCUCAGCGACGGGGAAAGCCAAUGACAUUCAUCCUACUACCUCGACAAGAGAAGCUAGCGACGUUCAUACUACUAUCUCGCCAAACACGCCCAAUGUUGCGCCCCGGCCUUCUGGCUUCGAAAUGCUCGCUGUACGGCGUGGGAAUCACUUUUGGUCGACCAAUGAUCACAGAGGCGCAGCGCCGGCUCCUGUCGCGGUAACCCAUCAAGACAAGGCAAACACACCAUCUAAACAAAAGCAACCUUUUGGAACCAGAAUACCAACUCAGGUGGCUGACAACUUGACUGAAGUAUUACCGAAUGCUUCGCCUGUGAAAGAGACCGAACAGCGCCUGAAUCACAGACUGCCGUUGAUGAACCGCAAUGGAGGUGGAAGACAGGCAACUCGAGCAACCGAUGUACCUGAUCGACCAGCAAGAGGAAUUACGUUAGGCGAGCAUAGUCCAAGCCAAGACAGACCCAGAGAAGUUGGAGGAUCUUCCAUCGAAAUUGCUAGAGAUGCUGUGGAGUUGACACUUCCACACAGGUUCGACACGUGGAGUGAGGAAGGUCAACAGAUCAUUCGAGAACAUGAGAUCGCCAAAGAAGCCAACCGGGACUUGGAGGCUCUCUUUGUAGCGGUGGGCAGAAUUGCUCAGCUUCGGUCCUUCGGAUUCUUGAAGGCGAUUGAAGAGAAGGAACUAUGCAGCGUCCAACAAUUCCUCGACCUUGUCGGUCGCAGAAGACUCAGCGGAAAGCGCCAAAGACCAGAUAUUUCUAAAAUAUCGUCCAGAAUGAGACAGCGAGUGACUGCCGCAGGUGGGUCUUUGCCCACUCAGAAUGUGGUAGAGCAGAACAUUGCGCUUUUGUUCCCGAUCGAAGCUAUACAAGAUGCUCGAAACCAAAUGGCCGACCUCAAAGCCAAGAUCGAAAGACUUGGUGCGAAGCGACAAAAUAUAUCGAAACACAGAGCAUUACCGAGUAUUCAGGUCACGGCUAAUCGAGACAACAGAGAAUCUGAAGGUUCACAGAAUCUUGAUAUACCUGCCAAUAUACCAGUCAAUGCUUCUCGACAUAGUCGUACGCCACAGCUUGAGACUCUCGGGACUCCGCUUGCGCUGACCGUCCCUUCUCCGCGUUCUUCUCCUCCUGCUGCUGCUGCUCCGGCCCUUCCUACUCCGGUCGCUGCUCCUCGGAUUCGCGGAAGCCAGGGAUUUGACCAAGGCUUGUUGGACCGCAUGCGCAAGCAAAGUCUUGCUAAACAAUCCCAGCCAGAGGAGAACCAAAGCGGCGAAGAAGACGAAGCUGCUUCCUCUUCAGCCGAGACAACAACCGAAUCAGAUGACGACGAGGCAGAUUCUGACUCUGACGGCGAAACCUCAGGUCCCAGCGAACUCUUUGAAUAUACGGUAUCUAGCAUCUACGCUGGAGUCGAAGACUACGAUUCCGGCGACGAGUACAUUUGCCUCAAGACCACGGACGUGAAGAAAGCGAAUCAAAAGGUGGACAAGCUAGCAACAGAGUUCGAAAAGAAAUACCCCCCUGAAGAAGGACUUCGUUUCGGUCGACGCAGUAACCGCAGUUCCUGGGAGAAUGGGCUUGUGGAACGAUAUGUCUCACUUGGUGAAGAUGAGGUUCGUGAAGCACGGUUUUUCGUGAAGAGACAAAUCGCCAGCGUUGCUCGAAGCGCGUACCGCAUUGCCAGGACGCGGGACCCAGUCAUCAGCAGAAUCUUCUACAAGGUAGAAUGGGAGAAAGUUACGGAGUAUGAAGAACAACAAGAACAAGAGGAAGGAGAGGCGCAGGCAGAGAUCAAUUGGGGUCCGCCGGAACGCUCGACAAUACCUCUACAUGAGAUUCUUUCCUUCACCACUUCAGCACAAGCCAAUCGGCAUGCGGCCGACGUCUGGCUAGCUUGGUAUUUUCGAUACUUCCCCGGUCUAGAAAUGGAACAGCAGCGGCGCCUGGAUGCAGAGGAGAUUGAGCGCGAGCUGGAAAUGAAGGCUGAUUUUGGUCUCUUUGCAAAGGAAGAUUCGUUUUAUUCAGGACAAGUGCCAGAAAAUGAUGGCGAUGGGGGAGAGUUGCAAACCCCGCAGAGAGUCAGAGAGACUUUCAAGAUUUGGGUGAGAAAGGAUCACGUCUAUGGUCCACCAAAUUGA
Molecule: messenger RNA, 6135 nt
Organism: Exophiala mesophila
Lineage: Eukaryota; Fungi; Ascomycota; Eurotiomycetes; Chaetothyriales; Herpotrichiellaceae
Exons: 9
Coding region: 1-6135 (2044 amino acids)
Molecular function (GO): oxidoreductase activity; FAD binding
Source: RefSeq, a predicted model, not a curated record